AUGCUUCCAUUCAAUCACAGCUUUUUCGGGACUCCCCUCAUUCCACCCGGGCUUCGUCUUCUCCCGGGAGUUGUUCCAACAGUGCCCUAUUCAUUGGCUCAACAAACACAAAUGUUCCAGGCGCAAGCACAGGUAAUGUUCCAGGCGCAAUCACAGGUUAUUGCGGCGGCUCGAGCACAACAACAAGCGGCGUCGACUACUCCACAGCCGAUGCUUGUGCCGACUGGAAUGGGUGAUGCGGCUGCUGCAGGGAUGGGCGGUGAUACAUCGGCUAGUCCAAGAGCUGAUUCACCGUGGACCGCUCACAGGGCAGAGGAUGGUCGAACAUUCUACCACAACAAAAUAACGAACAAGUCGACGUGGAUAAAACCCGAUGAGUUGAAAACACCAGCUGAGAGACUAGUGACUGGCAAAUGGAAAUUGGCGAUGAGCGAGCAGGGAAAGCCGUACUACUACAACACUGAGACGAAGGAAACCACGUGGACAAUGCCGGAAGGUUUUAACGACGCUGGAGGAACGCCGUCUACUGCUGCUGCGACAAUCAGCCCACCAAAUCCGCAAAGGAUUCCAAUGCCGGGCUCAUCGAUGGAACCAGUGACGGUGAAAGAAGAAGUGAAAACGGAAAUGGACGACAUCGACAAAGCAAUCCAGGCAACGCUGGCCGCUAAUUUGGACCCAAUCCUACCGCCUGAGGCACCGAAACCCAGAACCGACGUUCCGUUAAUGGAUGAAGAACAAGAGCUGAAAAAGCGACAGGCUAAUGUUUUUCGCGAGCUCCUUCGGAUCAAAUAUGAUGAAGGCAAGAUCUCGUCCACUGAUUCGUGGGAUCAUGCCGUGAAAUUUAUUGGCUCGGAUCCACGUUUUAGAGUUCUUCAAAAGGUCAGCGAGAAAAAGCAAGUGUUCAAUGCGUGGAAAGUACAAAGACAAAAGGAAGAAAGGGAUGAAAAACGAUUAGCUGUGAAGAAAGCGAAAGAGGAUCUCGAGAAAUGGUUGCAAGAGCAUCCAAAAAUGAAGACAAAUAUCAGAUAUCAAAAAGCUAUGGAAGUUUUCGAUAAAGAGCCAAUCUGGAAAGCGGUUUCCGAUGCGGAUCGUCGUGAUAUCUUUUCUGAUGUUCAGACAUUUGUUCACAAACGAGAGGCGGAGUUUGCUGAGAAAACGAGAAAGAGAAAUAUUCAGGCCUUGUCCGAUAUUCUUGAUGGAAUGCGUGACAUCACCUAUCGAACCACCUGGGCCCAGGCGCAACGAUUGUUGAUUGAGAAUCCCGCCUUUGCUGAUGAUGUCACACUGCAAAGUAUGGAUAAGGAGGAUGCGUUGAUUGUCUUUGAAGAUUUCAUCAGAAACGCCGAGAAAGUUCAUGAUUCGCAAAAGGAAGUCGAAGAGCGACGAUUGAAACGACAAGAGCGCAAAGUGCGCGAAGCUUUUCAACAGUUUUUGGAGGAAUUGCACCAGAAAGGUGUUCUUCACUCAAUGUCACUCUGGUCAUCACUAUAUCCGACGAUCUCUCCCGAUCCACGCUUUGAUGCAAUGUUGAUGCAAUCGGGCAGCACACCACUUGAUUUGUUUAAGUUCUAUGUCGAAGAGUUGAAAGAACAAUAUUCGGAACAUCGCCGAAUCAUCAAGGACAUUCUCACCGAUCAAGGAAAGAAUGUGAAGAUAGACACAGCCUACGAUCAAUUGGUCGAAUGGAAGGCUGAACAACGGGAAAAAGAAUUGGAAAGAGAAGAACAACGAAAAAAGAAGAGAUUUGAGGGAGAAUUCAGAAAUUUGUUACGUUCGAUUCAACCGCCUGUCGAUGCCCAAACCGAAUGGGCGUCGAUUUUGCCAAAGAUUGAAAACGAGAGCGCAUUCAAAGCGGUUGAUCCCGAGCUGCGUGAGAAAUGCUUUGCCGAUUUCAUUCAACAACUCGGCGAAUCAUGUGGCCAUCAUCAUGGCGGAAAGAAGAAAAAGAAGGAAAAGAAGAAGAAAGCCGACAGUGGAUCGGAAAGUGACGAGGAGAAGCCGAAGAAACGAAAGAGAACAAGAGAUGGAGAUGAUGAUGAUGCUGAAAGAUCGGAAAAGAAGAAGAAAAAGAAGUCUCGGCGACACUCGCGAAGUCGAUCGAGAAGCGGAAGUGACGAUGAUGAUAGACGGAAACAAAGGGGCUCCGAGCAUUUGUUCACGAAACGAGAAGCGGAUCUUGCUGAGCAAAUCUCCGAUCGAAUCACCUCGACGCCGCAAGCAUUCUUGAUGGAGAAUCCCACCUUUGCUUUUGUUGAUGUUGAUGAUCGU
Molecule: messenger RNA, 2268 nt
Organism: Mesorhabditis belari
Lineage: Eukaryota; Metazoa; Nematoda; Chromadorea; Rhabditida; Rhabditidae
Source: the annotation of a GenBank genome assembly